AUGUCCCAAUCUCAACAGAUUAGGUACCAAAUUUAUGUCACCAUGGUAUGGAUAUCGUACGCCGUGGCCAUUGUGAAACUGCCAGGAUCUCCUCCGCAAACCUACACUCCUGAACGUGGUCACUGGAAACGAUGGUGCUACAAGUGCAAGGUUCAGAAACCACCCAGAACUCACCAUUGCAAGUCAUGCAACAAAUGUGUGCUUCAAAUGGACCAUCAUUGUCCAUGGACUCUUAAUUGUGUUGGUCAUGGAAACUUGCCUCAUUUUCUUCGCUUUCUCGUGUGGGUGGUGUUCACUGCGGCCUAUACUUUUGUCAAGCUUUUUCAGCGAGCUAUAUCAUUCUAUCAUGAUCGAAACUUACCCAUGUACCUCACUAACAAGGGCGAAAUGGUAGCGGUGAUAUUUCUUCUUCCACUAGUCGGAUUUAUCUGGUUGAGUGUGCUGAUCCUCCUCAUACGAUGCGUAAUUCAUGUGGUUACAGGCACCACUCAGAUAGAGGCAUGGGAAAAAGAACGCAUAGAAAAUCAAGUAACGACACAAAGGUUUUGGGAUAAAGUAGGUGAUAACUAUAAACUGUGCCAUGGCCGAGAAUUGCCUAAACUAGAAUCGUGGAUUCGUCCAGGAAGCCCUAUGAGAGCCGAUGACAUCAUUUUCCCCUAUGACCAUGGGUUUUACAAAAACACAGUCAAUGCAUUGGGUCCACCUUGGAAAUGGCUUCUUCCAUGGAGCGGACCCUCAACUGAUGGUAUACAUUACGAAAUUAACUACGAUGAACAACUCGAUCUUCCAUGGCCCCCAGAUGGUGGUUUCAAAAGCGGAGGUGAGCCACAUGUAUAUAGAGACAACAGCUCCGAAUGGACCAACGAUAUGGGUGAGACAUUGCAAGACUACGGAGUUGACAUAGCCGCCGAAGCUAGUUCUUAA
This is a messenger RNA of Meyerozyma guilliermondii ATCC 6260, 924 nucleotides long. Its product is annotated as palmitoyltransferase. Gene Ontology annotation, molecular function: palmitoyltransferase activity. The transcript has a single exon. Bases 1 to 924 code for a protein of 307 amino acids. The record is from RefSeq and is a predicted model, not a curated record. Lineage: Eukaryota; Fungi; Ascomycota; Pichiomycetes; Serinales; Debaryomycetaceae.